Messenger RNA from Notodromas monacha, 1830 nucleotides. Lineage: Eukaryota; Metazoa; Arthropoda; Ostracoda; Podocopida; Cyprididae. The record is from the annotation of a GenBank genome assembly.
AUGUGCAAUUAUUUUAAAAAUUAUUCAGGCGGUGGAAGCAUAGGGUGCAACACCUUGUAUCACCUGACAAAACUGGGCAUGACAAAUGUUAUUCUGCUGGAGAAGCACUCCUUGACAGCUGGUACAACUUGGCACACUGCAGGGCUUUUGUGGAGAUUGAGGCCAAGUGAUACAGAAAUCCAGCUCUUGGCACAUGGGAGAAACCUGAUCAAAGGUCUGGAGCAGGAAACUGGAGUAGCCCCUGGUUGGAUUGAAAAUGGAGGCUUGUUCAUUGCCUCCUCCAAGCCCAGAUUGGAUGAAUACAAGCGCCUGAAAACCAUAGGCCAUGACUUUGGGGUUGUCAGUCAUGUCCUGACUCCUGAGGAGACCAAGAGACUGUAUCCCCUGAUGAAUGUGGAGGAUGUCUAUGGGACAUUGUAUUCCCCUGGGGAUGGGACUAUUGACCCUGCUGGCUACUGUCAGGCACUCACCAGGGCUGCCAAGGGCAAGGGUGCUCAGGUGUAUGAGAGUUGUUCAGUGACUGGGAUCCAAACCACAGAAUCUUGGGCAGGUGGAAGGAAAGUCUCAAGGGUUGACACCAACUUGGGUUCUGUCAAGACAGAAUGUGUCAUCAAUUGCUCAGGAGCUUGGGCUCCCAAAAUUGGAGAUCUUGCUGGUGUAGCAGUACCUUUGACAGCCAUGAAGCAUGCCUAUGUGCUCACAGAAAGGAUUGAGGGCAUCCAAAACAUGCCCAAUGUCAGAGACCAUGACUCUUCAGUGUACAUGAAGUUACAGGGUGAUGCCUUGGCACUGGGUGGUUAUGAAGAACACCCAGUGUUUCUUGAGCAGUUGGGAGAUGAUUUUGCAUUCAGCCUCUAUGAACUGGACUGGGAUGUAUUUGGGUGUCACAUCAAGGGUGCCAUCAACAGGGUGCCAGUGGUUGAAGCCACUGGGAUCAAGUCCACAGUUUGUGGCCCUGAGUCUUUCACACCUGAUCACAAGCCCAUCAUGGGUGAAGAUCCUGGACUGCAAGGUUUUUACCAUGGUUGUGCAAUGAACUCUGCUGGAAUGAUGCUUGGUGGUGGCUGUGGAUGGCAAUUGGCUGAGUGGGUGAUCAAGGGUAGACCAUCCCUUGAUAUGUUUGGCUAUGACAUCAGGCGCUUUCAUCCAAAUCUGAUCAGGAACAGAAAGUGGGUGACAGAAAGAAGUCAUGAGGCUUAUGCCAAAAACUACUCCAUAGUGUUCCCUCAUGAUGAACCCCUUGCAGGCAGGAAUGCCAACAAGGGACCUUUGUAUGAAACCUUAUUGUCUCAAGGUUGUGUCUACCAAGACAGACAAGGGUUUGAGCGCCCUGGUUGGUUCUUACCAGGAACAAUGGCUCCUCCAUUGGACUAUGACUAUUAUGGGAGUUACCAAAUUCCCAAACAUGCCAAUUAUGUGUACAAGGACCUGCUGGGGUCUGAUUACACCUUUGAUUUCCCUCCUCAUCACAAGCAGAAUGGUGAACCAGUGGGACACUUGUACAGAGGGGAAUUUGCUUUCACUCUUGGAAAAAGUAUUGGUUAUGGGUACAUCAGGAGUCUUGACAACACCCCCAUUUCCACACAUGACAUCAAAGAAGGCAGCUAUGAACUUGAAAUCAUGUGUGACAAGGUCAAGGCCCAGGUCCACACCAAGUCCCCCUUUGACCCAACCAAUCAGCGCAUCCAGGGUCACUACCGUGACUGAAGUCUUUUUGACACAGUGCUGAUGUAUUAUAAUGUUGUAACUGUUGCUUAGUCCUGCUUUUGCUCAUUGCUCUGCUGAGUAUUGGGUGAAGCCUCCAAAUAAACUGGUGCUGUUGAUGGUGAA